AUGUGGAUACCUUCUUCAACUUCAAUAACCGCGCGGUCGGCUCCAAUCACGCCAAACAAUAAGUCGACGGCGGUCAUGAUUGCAACAUGGAUCCUGACGGGCAUCUUUGUUGUCAUGUUUCUGGCACGGCAGGCAGUUCGAUUUGCACGGGUACGGCGACUUGGACUGGAUGAUUUGCUCAUGUUCCUUGCAACACUCUUUGGAAUUGGCCUCUCUGCGACGACUCUGCUACUCUCCUCGGAAGGUCUGGGUGUCUUUGAGCCCGUUACCAUAGCCCGCGCCGACACCCUCAUGAAAGGCUUAUAUUCCUCGAACUUUCUCUACAUAUCAUCGCUGUGCCUCACAAAACUGUCUCUCCUCGCCUUCAUCUAUGCUAGUGCGGCGCAGCGAGGCCUGAAGAAGGCUGUCGUUGGAUUGGUUAUCUUCGUCGCGAUAUGGUGCACUGCGUCUCUACUUGCGGCGGCCUUUCAGUGUAAGGUUCCAAGGCCAUGGGCAACAAUGACGCUUAACUGUUAUAAUAUUGGUGUCUUCUGGAUCGUCUUCUGCAUAAUCGACAUGACUACGGACGUCGCGAUCAUUAUGCUUUCCGUCAACCUGGUCGCAUAUCUCAAUAUCGAGUUUUCUCGAAAGGCCGCCAUUGUCGCUUGCUUUGCACCCCGUAUCCUGGUUAUUUCCGUUGCGCUUGUUCGCUUGGUUUACCUCUAUCCUAUCACACCACACGACAAACCGGAGUUCAAGCUCUGGGUUCCGGCAAUCUGCUCCUUGGUGCACGUCUCCCUAAGCAUAAGCACCGCAUGCCUUCCGUUCAUGAAAAGAUUCUUCGAUGCAGGCGAAUCCACCCGUCGGCGUGGAAAGAAUGAUUGGAAACCCCGAGGGCUCAGGGGUGAUAAAGCAUCAAAGCUGUUCGCAAGACCGAAGAGAGGCCAAAAACUGCAUUCGAUCGACUCAAGUGUUCCCAAACAGCGAAGUCCAGAUGUCUCGCCACGCAUCCCAACACCUGCACCGUUGAGUCCAUUAGCACCUCCAGUGUACAGCUCUCCAAGGGCUACCCCACUCAGUUCGAAAGCAAGCUCCAAGAGUCCAAGUCUGAGGUUGCAUAUUCCCCCUUCACAGCCGCGUAAAACUGUUACCAGUGACCUUAUCAGUCCUCAGACUGCAAGCUCUGCAGCUUUGUCGCCGCAGUGUCUAUCUCCAUAUUCUCCUCAACCACUUCUUUCGCCUCAUGGUAUCUCUCCCAUAAGAGAACCAACGCCGCCGCCACCAUUGUACAGUCCGCGCCCAACCGUUUCCGGUUCCCAUUAUGGAAGAACGGCUAAGUCAAGUCCGAACUUGAACUUGCGCAAUUCGCCGCCGUCCCCUCGGUUUUCUCUGUUUCCUUCACCAGCGACCGGACGUUACGUUGUGGUACCACAGAACCGCCGCCCCCAAGCUCAAAAGUACCCGAUUCGAACGAGUAGUUUGAGGCAGAGGCCUGACAGCCGUCGUGCCACCGUCAAGUUCGCCGUAGCCCCCAAUCCGGCGAGCGCGAGCCCAAGCACGACGAUCUCCUCGUCACGAUACUCCAAACCCACGCCAACUCAAAGCAUCGGCACGACUCCCUCUAUUCCAUCUUACUACCUCCACACGCCGCCCACAUCAAACCCUCCCUCCUUCCCAGUGCCUCAACCGCCGAGCCCACAUCGCCAACGAAACCAGCGCAUUCUUUCUCCUCGAAACUCGUCCCAUAAAGACCAGAUCAGCCCCGUUUCUCCGUCAUCCUCCAACACGGCCCCAACACCGCCUCGCACGCCACUCACGUUCUGGAGGGACGACACGUCGCCUGAAAAUGCGGCGCUGAAUACGGCGGCCUCGGAGAUGCAGGCGAAUCGUCCCUGGGAGAUUGAGCAAAUGCCGGUUGUGCAGGACGUUAGGCGGGCUUCGCCGAAGCUCACCGUAAGACCACCGUCUUAG
Molecule: messenger RNA, 1950 nt
Organism: Westerdykella ornata
Lineage: Eukaryota; Fungi; Ascomycota; Dothideomycetes; Pleosporales; Sporormiaceae
Exons: 3
Coding region: 1-1950 (649 amino acids)
Source: RefSeq, a predicted model, not a curated record